AAUUGAAUUCAGACAUUUAUCUUCUCUUCAGCUUUUGCUAAAGACAUUUAUCCUUUCUUUGUAUUGUCCUAAUUCUCUCUCUCUCUCUCCAAUGGCUUCCUCUCUUCUUCUUCUUGUGUCAGUUUCAUGGUUCUCUUCCUUCCUGGCUCUGCUAGUCUCCCCCGCACAAGCAGCCACCUGCACCUCACAGACAUUCAAUAACAACAAGCUCUACUCCAACUGCACCGACCUCCCCGUCCUCAACUCCUACCUCCACUGGACCUACGAUACCUCCGACUCCUCUCUGUCUAUCGCCUUCAUCUCUACACCCUCCCAAUCUGACGGCUGGGUAGCGUGGGGCAUCAACCCCACCUCCACCAAGAUGGCUGGAGCACAGAUACUCUUGGCCUACAACACAGAUGGUGGGAUCCCAACCGUCAAAACCUUCAACAUCAGCUCAUACACCUCCGUGGUACCGGGAAAACUCUCAUUUGAUAUCUGGGACAUCAGCUCCGAGUUCUCCAACGGAACGUUCAAGAUCUUCGCCGCCGUUAAGGUUCCCAAAAACAAGAAGUCUGUGAACCAAGUCUGGCAGGUGGGCCCCAGGGUCAACCAAACCUCUGGUUUCCCCGACAAACAUGACAUCGUCGGCCCCAACCUCGAGUCCUUUCAGACCUUGUACUUGGCAGCUAGGCCCAUUACGGGCAAUAGCUUUAAUCCCUAUAAACCUGGCACUAGCAUUAAUCCCUAUAAUCCUGGCAACUGCAGUAGUCCAAAUACGGGCACUCCUUCCAUUAGGCAGCUCUGCACUCCCGCUAGUGGCCGUGGUGGUGGUAGUGCAGGAGGGGCUUUGAGGAUUGGGAGUGGAGGAAACGUGGUUUUGUUCUCUGUUUUGCUUUCGGUUCUUGCAGCUUUCAUUGCUUUCUAAAUUUGGUAUUUUGGAUUUGGUCUUCCUGAUUUUAUUUUUCUUCAUAGUAAUGUGAUCGAUGAGGUUUAUUGUAUAGGGAUGGUAAUUUUCUGAUGCUAUAAUGGGUCGUGUGAAGAAUAAAAUUAUGUUUGGGGAUAGCUUUGGGGAAAUUUUUUGGAUAUGAGGUUGGGGCUGGUUCGGGGAAAUUAUGAUAUAAAGUAAUAUGUAUAUUAUUUAUAUUUCAUGUAUGUAUAUAUUGCUAAGUGUGUUCUAGUUGUGUAACAUGAAUAUUAUUAAAUUUUAAAUUCUGCAUAUUUCAUUCAA
Messenger RNA from Prunus persica (peach), 1210 nucleotides. RefSeq names its product auxin-induced in root cultures protein 12. Bases 92 to 907 code for a protein of 271 amino acids. The transcript has a single exon. NCBI's taxonomy places the organism in Eukaryota, Viridiplantae, Streptophyta, Magnoliopsida, Rosales, Rosaceae. The record is from RefSeq and is a predicted model, not a curated record.